Molecule: messenger RNA, 1233 nt
Organism: Exophiala mesophila
Lineage: Eukaryota; Fungi; Ascomycota; Eurotiomycetes; Chaetothyriales; Herpotrichiellaceae
Exons: 1
Coding region: 1-1233 (410 amino acids)
Source: RefSeq, a predicted model, not a curated record
AUGGCAGCCGAUGCAAGGCGUCUGCUCGAAGCUGCGGUCGCAAAGAGAGAAGUUCCAGCAAUUGGCGCCUUCGUCGUCGAUGAUCAUGGAGAAUUUCUUCUCAGGGAAACCUGCGGUACGAACAACAUCGACGAUCCCGAUGCCUCGGCCUUCAAGCCGGACACGGUCCUGCAAAUGUUCUCCUGCACCAAACUUGUUACAUCCAUUGCUGCGUUACAGUUGAUGGAGCUAGGUGCACUCUCCCUCUCCGAUCCUGUGGAGAAGUAUGUGUCCCAGUUUUCGCAAUUGCAAGUUCUGGACUCUUUCACGAUAGAUGGGUCCGGGGUAUCGCAGCUCGUUCUGCGACAGCCUAAAUCCAGGCCGACGAUCCUGCAAUUGCUCAAUCACACGGCUGGGUUUUCCUACGAUUUCUUCAACGAGUUGACCUUGCAAUAUCGUAAGCACUCGGGUCGCUCACCCGCCGGAUACUAUAGCACUGGGCAAUGGAGUGAAUUCGAUACUCCUCUAGUUGCUGAUCCAGGCACGAACUAUAUCUACGGGACAAACACCGACUGGCUCGGCGUCGUGAUUCAAGCUGCCAGUGGUAUGCCCCUACCUGAAUACAUCGACAAGAACAUUUUGAAGCCCCUUGGCAUGAGUGAUAGCGGGGCAUAUCCAGUCCCAGGAAGAGACAGGUUGUUCGUGCACUACAAGGCUGACGACAAGCUGACUGGCAGAGAAGAUUUCGCGAGAAACGCCACAGAUCCAGAGGUUUGGGGAGGAGGAGCUUACCUAUACUCAACGAUGAAUGAUUUCGCGCAGUUAUUGAGUACUCUUCUCAACCAUGGAAUAAGCCCCGUCACUCAAAAGACCAUCCUUAAACCCAGCACUAUCCGAGAGUAUCUGUUCACGGACCAUUUGCCUUCACAUGUCGACAGGACACUCCUUGGUGAGAUCAGACCGAGUAUGCCGAGCCUUUCUAAUGGAGGAUCGCUGAUGUCGACCCUUCCUGUUGAAACGCGUGGCUGGUCCUGCGGACUGUUGUUGAAUCUGGAGGAUUUGCCUAAGGGACGGAGAAGGAUGAGUGGAUCCUGGGCGGGUCUGGGCAACCUGUACUUUUGGCUAGACCCACAUUCCAGAGUGGCAGGCAUGAUUUGUACUUCGAUGCUGCCAUUUAUGGACCCUGUCGUCCUCGACUUACGUGACCAGAUUGAGAGCAUAGCCUAUUCCAAGAUAUCAACUUCGGCGUGUUGA